AUGAGGGCAUCAUAUGGGAAUGGUUUGUGGAUAAUAGAAAGAGAUAGGGCGAAAGAGAAAACGAAACAGGAGGGUCACCAUGAAAAGAGGGUUGAAUGUUGUGUUGACGACGAUAUUUUUUUCGAACAUUUUAGCAACAAGAAACCUGGUGUGAGGUUGAGGGGAAAAUUUGAUUCGAGUUGUUGA
Messenger RNA from Clunio marinus, 186 nucleotides. Lineage: Eukaryota; Metazoa; Arthropoda; Insecta; Diptera; Chironomidae. The record is from the annotation of a GenBank genome assembly.